Messenger RNA from Chaetomium strumarium, 1617 nucleotides. Its product is annotated as amino acid/polyamine transporter I. Lineage: Eukaryota; Fungi; Ascomycota; Sordariomycetes; Sordariales; Chaetomiaceae. The record is from RefSeq and is a predicted model, not a curated record. The transcript has 4 exons. The coding region runs from base 1 to 1617 and encodes 538 amino acids. Gene Ontology annotation, cellular component: membrane. Gene Ontology annotation, biological process: amino acid transport; transmembrane transport. Gene Ontology annotation, molecular function: transmembrane transporter activity.
AUGGCUGUCCAUGCUACCGAUGGCACGGAGAAGAGAGCACUCCCCACCGUCAAUCAGCUCCCAUCCGGGGCGGCUAGCGGAGAUGUCACGCCCAUCUUUCCGUCCAGCGGCGACGUGAGCAUGGACGAGGCCGACAGAAAGCUGGAAGCCAUGGGCUACACGCCAGUCUUCCGACGCGAGUUCUCCAACUGGUCCAGCUUCAGCUUCGCCAUGAGCAUCGGCGGCGUGUAUGCCUCGCUGAUGUCGACGUGGAUCUACGGCCUGCAAGCCGGCGGCGCGGCUGCCAUUAUGUGGAGCUGGAUCAUAGGGGGCGUCGGAGCAUGGGCGCUGGCCAUGAGCUUGGCCGAGCUGUCGUCGGCGUACCCCAGCGCCGGAGCCAUGUACUCGGCCAUGCGGUACCUGGCUCCUCCAGACCAGGUCCCCAUCCUCAGCUGGAUGUCCGGUUACAUCACGCUCGCGGGAAUCAUCGCCGGCAGCGCUAGCACCGAGUAUGCCACGAGCCAGAUGUUGCUGGCUGCCGUCUCUAUUGCGACCGACUUCUCCUACAGGCCCACGUCGGGCCAUGUCGUGGGCGUCAUGGCCCUCCUGACCGUCGUCCACGCGUCCAUCAACAGCCUGCCCACCCGCUGGCUGAACCGGCUGACGAGCGGCUACGUCGUGUUUCACAUGAGCGUGUUGAUCGGUGCCUGCGUCUGCCUGCUGGUGCAGACCAAGGAGAAGCACAGCUUUGCCUAUGUGUUCACUGACUUCCAGCCGUCCUCGGGCUGGACCCCACCGGGGUUUGCGUUCCUGUUUGGCUGUCUCACCCCGGCCUGGAUCAUGACCAACGCCGAUAGCACGGCGCGAAUCGCCGAAGAAGCCAAAGACCCGGCCCGCGUCGUCCCCAAAGCCAUCGCCAAUGCAACAACCUUCACCUUCCUCACCGGCCUUGUCUUCAACCUCGUCCUAGUCCUCUGCAUGGGCAACCCGGCCUCCCUCCUCUCCACCCCCAGCGGCCAGCCCGUGUCCCAGCUCUUCUACAACGCCGCCGGGCCCGUUCCAGCCCUAUUCUUCACCCUGGCCGGCUUCGCCGUCAUGAACCUCGUCGCUAUCCCCGGCCUGCAAUCGGGCAGCCGCACCAUCUACGCCUUUGCGCGCGACGACCUGAUCCCGCUCUCGCGCGUGUGGCGGCGCAUCUCGCGCCGGAGCCACACCCCCGUGGCCGCGGUGUGGUUGUAUGCUGCGCUGGAGAUCGCGGUGAACCUGUUGGGUCUGACGAGCGAGACGGCCAUCAGCGCGGUGUUCAACGUCUGUACGGCGGCGCUGAAUGUGAGCUAUAUGCUCCCCAUCGUGUGCAAGCUGCUAUAUGGACGGUUCGAGCGCGGGCCGUGGCACUUGGGGCGGUGGAGUCUGCUGGCCAAUGUGCUUGCUAUUGCGUGGAAUGGGUUCGUGUCGGUGAUUUUCUUCCUGCCGACGCGGUUGCCAGAUGGAUAUGCUGACAGGGUGAAACAGAUGAACUAUGCCAGCGUCGUCUUCGUGUCUGUGGUCAUGUUUGCUGUUGGGUUCUGGUAUACCCACGGACGCCACUACUAUACCGGCCCGGGGACUCGGCGGAGGGACGCCCCGGUGACGGUGUAA